CUCCUCCAGGAAGACUUCCCUGACCACACCAGCACAGCUGACCUGACCCCUUCGGAAUUGGCACGUGUCACUCCAUUGCCUUGGCUCACUCCAGCAGUUUGGUUGCUCAGCUGUCCCACCUCUCCCCACCUCCACUCUUUCUCCUGGGAGGACCAGGCACAUGCUGAGCUGUUCAUGGAGCAGCGACACCUCAAGGAAGCGGGUUUCUGCAUCCAGGAGGCUGCGGGCCUCUUCCCCACCUCGCACUCGGUACUCUACAUGCGGGGCCGGCUAGCCGAGAUGAAGGGCAGUUUGGAGGAGGCCAAGCAGCUGUACAAGGAGGCGCUCACGGUGAACCCCGACGGCGUGCGCAUCAUGCAUAGCCUGGGUCUGAUGCUGAGUCGCCUGGGCCACAAGAGUCUGGCCCAGAAGGUGCUGCGGGACGCCGUGGAGAGGCAGAGCACCUGCCACGAGGCCUGGCAGGGCCUGGGCGAGGUGCUGCAGGCCCAGGGCCACAGCGAGGCUGCCGUCGACUGCUUCCUCACUGCCCUGGAGCUGGAGGCCAGCAGCCCGGUGCUGCCCUUCUCCAUCAUCCCCAGAGAGCUGUGACCUCGCACUGCAGGGGCAGGGUGGGAGGGAGCCGCCCUAGGGGGCCUGGGAGUGGGGGCGGACGCAGGCAGGCAGCAGGGAGGUGUGGGGCCUCAGGGAAAUACAUCUCUAGGGAACGCUUCUGCAGGCUGCAGCCCUAGUUCUCCUCGCCUCCCCGACUCCAGCCCUGCUUUACCUCCAGGGCCCGCUGGGUCUGGGAGCUGCUCAUCUGGAGCUGGGUGGACCAGAUUUGCAUCGAAAGCAAAUCCCUUGCUUCUUGGGACUCAGCCCUGGUGGCGUUUCUGAGUAAGGAAGUGGCUGGGAAGCCACACCAGCGUGGGAGCAUCUCCCCCAGAGUGUCCAUGCAUCAUCUCAAUGUGCAAUGAGGGUCUGAGUCUCCUAGGUACCACUCCCCACUGUCUAGAAGUUCCCAUGUUGUGCCUGCCGCCCUCCACAUCCCCGAUCCUGGAUUUCCCAGUGACUUUGCACUGGUGUUAGCCUGACUUCAGCUCCCUGUUCUCCAACACCACAAAGAUGAACCCCACAAACUGCUCUCUGUCUAGGUCAAGAGGGUUUUCCCCAGUUCCUAACUCAGUGCCUCGGGAGCCAGUCUGCUUGAACCCCAAGUGACUUAAAGUCUUGGUGACCAGACUUGUUCCCUGAGAGCGCGGGUGGGGGAGCCUCACAGCUGAACUUCACCUCUAUCUGUGCCUCUGUGCCCGGGAAGCUCCAGGGCCCUGGUCUCAGCCCCAGUGUCAGGACAGGGUUUUGGAUAACUCUCAGGUCUUGCCCCGGGCAAUCAGGGCUUGAAGAUUCUGCUGGCAGGUGGGAAAAGGAUAGGAUCUCUGGGUCCCUCUCCCAGGUUUGAGCUAUUGGAGGAUGCCCCUCUUUGCCCCAUGAGACCAAUUGGACCCCAUUGCUCUUCCUCUCCGCUGCCAAGUGCCUUUGGGGCCUCUGGUGCCUGGCCAGGGGCACUGAGCACCGGCCCUAACUCCCCUCUCAUUUCUGCCAUGCUCAUCUUUCUGGAACUAUGCGCCAGCCCAAGCGGCCUCCUUAGGCCCGAGGCUGUAGACCCUAGGAUACAAACAUGGCAGCAGAACCUUGCAUCAACCUCAGAUCUUGCAUCAACAUACUCCUUCAGGCCUUAUGUUUCUGGGCAAUGGGUACAAUGCAGGACCCUCUGGGGCUAAUAAUAUGCAGAUGGGCAGUCUCUGGGACUGACCCCAGUACCUCUCACCACCCACAGCCCAUUUCCACUACAGGCCAUUUGGUCCCACCCCCUUGCCUGAGGCCCAGUGGGGACCGUGGUUGGAGAUCAGUGGAGGGGACAGAGCAGAUCCCUGUCAGCAGGGGACCUGGGGCUGGUGGGUGGAUAUCUUCCCUGAUGGUUCCCCUAGCCCUGCUGCAUGAUGCUCUUGGAAUUCUCCCCAAGAAGUUAUUCCACCCCCACCCCCCAGUGGGGGGCCUUAUCAGGGAAUUCCUUUUUAUCUGCACUUUGGGUUUUAGUUUUAAAGCUCCAUCUGGUACGUCUCUCUCAUCUUAAGGUGUGCAGAAAGACUGGAUGAGGGCUGCCUUGGCUCAUCAUUGCCCAGUCUGCUCCUCAGGGAGAAGGGGCUGUUGGAGACCCACCCUCCUCGGCCACACUGGCUCAGCACUGCGCACCCCCGGGUGCCUCCCAGAGAGGGCCUGCCCCCUCCUGGCCUUCCCACAUCGCAAGGGACACUGCAGAUGACACCAGAUCCUUCACCGCUUGGUUGAAGGAUCUCUGCCUCGAUGUGUGUGUGUAUAAAUAGAGAUAUAUGAUAAAGAUCUAUUUUUAUUCUGAAAUUCUGUUAGAAAAAAACUAAACGAGAAAAGCAAAUGCUGUUGAUUUGCGUCGGGGUGCCCAAAGAUUGGUAGUCAGUUAUUUGUAAGAGGACAGGCACCGAACGCGUUCGGCUGGAGGAAGCCUCAGAGGGUUGGGCCAAGUUGUGGCCAGUUUGAAAUAAAGGCCUUGAAUAAAGAGACCCUUGGAAGGAA
Molecule: messenger RNA, 2586 nt
Organism: Leptonychotes weddellii (Weddell seal)
Lineage: Eukaryota; Metazoa; Chordata; Mammalia; Carnivora; Phocidae
Source: RefSeq, a predicted model, not a curated record